This is a messenger RNA of Toxotes jaculatrix (banded archerfish), 1155 nucleotides long. RefSeq names its product growth hormone secretagogue receptor a (gene ghsra). Gene Ontology annotation, molecular function: growth hormone secretagogue receptor activity. Gene Ontology annotation, biological process: G protein-coupled receptor signaling pathway; hormone-mediated signaling pathway. The transcript has 2 exons. The coding region runs from base 1 to 1155 and encodes 384 amino acids. The record is from RefSeq and is a predicted model, not a curated record. NCBI's taxonomy places the organism in Eukaryota, Metazoa, Chordata, Actinopteri, Toxotidae. Gene Ontology annotation, cellular component: plasma membrane.
AUGCCCUCCUGGCCCAAUCACUCGGAGUGCCUCUCCCAUAACUGCAGCUGGGAGGAGAUCCACAACACCACAAGGAAUGAUGACCCUGUCCUGCCUCCCCUCAAUUACUACUCAAUACCUCUCCUCACGGCCAUCACCAUUGCCUGCACGGUGCUGUUUCUGGUCGGGGUGGUAGGGAAUGUCAUGACCAUUUUGGUGGUCAGUAAGUACCGGGACAUGCGCACCACCACCAACUUAUACUUGUGUAGCAUGGCUGUAUCCGACCUACUCAUUUUCCUCUGUAUGCCUCUGGACCUCUAUCGCAUGUGGAGGUACAGGCCCUGGCGCUUUGGAGACGUGCUCUGCAAGCUCUUUCAGUUCGUGUCAGAAUCAUGCACCUACUCCACCAUCCUGAGCAUCACCGCGCUGUCAGUGGAGCGCUACCUGGCGAUCUGCUUCCCGCUACGCGCCAAGGCUGUGGUUACAAAAAGGCGGGUGCGCGGCCUCAUUCUUCUACUCUGGACAGUGUCUCUUUUGAGCGCUGGACCUGUGUUUGUCAUGGUGGGUGUGGAGCGAGAUAGCAUGGGACCACCAAAUUUCAGUUCAGGAAUGAAUGAGACUGGCUCUCUCCUGGAGGGCGGGGACACCCGGGAGUGUAAGAUGACGCACUACGCCGUGGAGUCAGGUCUGAUGGGGGCCAUGGUGUGGUUGAGCUCUGUUUUCUUCUUCAUGCCGGUGUUCUGUCUCACAGUGCUCUACAGCCUCAUAGGCCGUCGGCUGUGGCAGAGACACCGAGAAACAAACAUCGGCUCCCGUGUGGCUCACAGGGACAAAAGCAACAGACAGACCAUCAAGAUGCUUGUGGUGGUGGUGCUGGCCUUUGUCCUCUGCUGGUUGCCGUUCCAUGUAGGCCGCUACCUGCAGUUCCGCUCGCUGGACGCUCCGUCCCCUCUGCUGUCGGUGUUGUCCGAGUACUGCAGCUUUGUGUCGGUGGUUCUCUUCUAUCUGAGUGCCGCCAUCAACCCCAUUCUCUACAACACGAUGUCCUGGAAAUACCGGGGCGCAGCGGCGCGCCUCUUCGGCCUGAGCGACAGCCAGCCCCCACGAGGCCGCACAGCCAGCACUAUGAAGGUAGACGGCUCGAACGGCUGGACGGAGUCUACAGUCAGCUUCUAA